CAAUCAGUAAAGAGAAUGCUGAGUGGUUCAUUGAUUGGUCCAAUCGGUAGGCGUCCGGGCUUCUCUUCCUGGUGUUCACCUCUAACAAGUCCGACUCCGCCUCCUUUAGUGAAGGUUCCUGCGGUGACUGAGUCACGUCGUCCACAACUUCACACCUUUUCUUCCAACAUGUCUGGCCGGGUCCUCGUCGGAGUCAAGCGUGUCAUCGACUACGCAGUGAAGAUCCGCGUGAAGCCCGACAACAGCGGCGUGGUGACGGAUGGCGUCAAACACUCCAUGAACCCCUUCUGCGAGAUCGCCGUGGAGGAGGCGGUCAAGCUAAGGGAGAAGAAGCUCAUCAAAGAGGUGGUGGCGGUGAGCUGCGGCCCACAGCAGGCACAGGAGACGAUCCGCACCGCCCUGGCCAUGGGAGCAGACCGUGGCAUCCACGUGGAAGUGUCUGGGAAGGACUACGACAACCUGGGACCCCUGCAGGUGUCUAAGAUCCUCGCUGCUUUGGCCAAGAAGGAAGAGGCUCAGCUUGUAAUCCUUGGCAAACAGGCCAUAGAUGACGACUGCAAUCAGACUGGACAAAUGACGGCAGCCUUGCUGGACUGGCCUCAGGGUACUUUUGCGUCGGAGGUAACGAUGGAGGGCGACAAGCUGAAAGUGGUGCGAGAGAUCGACGGCGGCCUGGAGACCAUUAAGAUCAACACACCCGCAGUGUUGACGGCGGACCUCAGGCUCAACACGCCACGAUAUGCCACCCUGCCCAAUAUCAUGAAAGCCAAGAAGAAGAAAAUAGCCAAGGUGAAGCCGGCCGACCUGGGCGUGGACCUGACUCCGGGGCUGGAGGUGCUGAGAGUGGACGAGCCUCCGCAGAGGCUGGCCGGGAUCAAAGUGGAGUCGGUGGAAGACCUGGUGGGAAAACUAAAGGAGACGGGCAGCAUAUGAAAAAAUAAACAACUGGAAUGACAUCAAUGAAGGGAGAUCAGAACUAAGCAGAAAUUACUGAGAAACACCGUCCUGCUGCAGAGCCACACAACGCCAACACCCCAAAGGUCUUUUUUCUUUCAUUGUCACAGGUGUCAUCAACUAUUAAUCCACCCCAAAGGGUUUUUUUUUGUCAGACUUGAGCACCAAUCACGGUGCUUGUAAAUGAUUGUAAAUAUACAGAGGCAAUGACAGGGCUGGAUGCAUUGAAUGGAUCCCAGGGUGGUGUGUCUCAGUAUAUGGAAAACAUUUUAGCCACAAGCGCCUCGAUUCUCUGCCGAUUGUACAUUUAUCAUGGCAAUAAAGCAGCGUUUUUUUCAUAAUCAAA
Messenger RNA from Nerophis lumbriciformis (worm pipefish), 1300 nucleotides. It is a transcript of the gene etfb, whose product is annotated as electron transfer flavoprotein subunit beta. The record is from RefSeq and is a predicted model, not a curated record. NCBI's taxonomy places the organism in Eukaryota, Metazoa, Chordata, Actinopteri, Syngnathiformes, Syngnathidae. Gene Ontology annotation, cellular component: mitochondrion. Gene Ontology annotation, biological process: fatty acid beta-oxidation using acyl-CoA dehydrogenase; amino acid catabolic process. Gene Ontology annotation, molecular function: electron transfer activity.